CACACUCCAGAGCACGUUUUGUGAUCUGAUGUGAAUGAAGUUUGUUCAUAUUUGGAUUGAUUUGACUUGAUUUUUUGGCUUGAAUUGUCAUUUUGGGGGGAUUCUCUCUCACUUUUAGUCGUCUGUUAUAGAAAUUGCCUGUUACGCCGUUGACAAAGUGUGCCAUCUACAAUGAAAAUCAUGAAAAGACCAAAUAUUCUACUGACAGGAACUCCUGGAGUUGGUAAAACGACCUUGGGGAAGGAGCUUGCCCAGAGAACAGGGUUAGCAUACAUCAAUGUAGGAGACCUGGCUCAAGAAGGACAACUGUUUGAUGGAUUUGAUGAUGAAUACCAGUGUCCGGUGUUGGACGAGGACAGAGUGGUGGAUGAAUUAGAAGAUAAGAUGGGAGACGGAGGUGUGAUAGUGGAUUACCAUGGAUGCGACUUCUUCCCUGAGCGAUGGUUCGACAUUGUCUUUGUUCUUCGCACAGACAACACGAAUUUAUAUAACCGACUGGAGGGCAGGGGCUACACGGGAAAGAAACUUCAGGACAAUGUCCAAUGCGAGAUCUUCCAGACCAUCUACGAGGAGGCCAUGGAGGCCUACAAGCCAGAGAUUGUUCACCAGUUGCCUAGCAAUGAGCCAGAGGACCUGGAGAGGAACCUGGAUCAAAUUUCACAGUGGAUAGAGCAGUGGUUAAAGGACAAUAACUAAACAGAUCUCUGACCCCAGCUGUUCGGACUGGCAGAUGCUUGUGAAAUCAUUUUCACACCUGGAAGGGCCGCAAUACUUCUCCAUCCACACAGCUGUUCAGACGCAUGAGCGCAGAGAGGUUUUAUCUGUUACAUGCACUUGGUUGAAGUAUCACAAGGUGUCUGAGGCUUGAGUGGCCGAUAGAAAUUACAGUUGUAUUUUUAUAGUGUACACAGCACCUUACACAUGUAGGACGUUUGUGUGAGGCUUUUGUAUGAAACAUGGUGAUUGUUUGGAUAAGUAAAAGAUUGAGCAAGACUAUUGUAAUUUGGCACUUACAUUCCAGUUAAGGUUUUAAGUUUGAAAGUAGUUUCCAAGACAAUAAUCUGACUUGACUGUCCCAGGCUUAAUGACAAAUUGAAGGAAUAGGCUUGAUCUAGUAUCCUUUUUUGGAGUUUUGACUCCAGUUUUUUUCACUCAGCCCUUAUAUAGCCUAGUGUGUUAGAAUAAAUGUUUAAUGCAUUGUACAAAACUGAACUGUUAAAAGCAACACAAUGUAAUACAAAUGGUGAGGCCCAUUUUCUACUGGUCCUGCAGUUGAUAUAAAAAAUCAAUAUGCAGUUGCAGUUAGGCAUGAAGAUGGUUGGUUGAAGAUGUCAUCAGUAUCAGUAAUAAAAUGAACAGUCUAUUGGCUCUGAGUAGACUACAAAUAAAGAUGAAUGCUGAA
Molecule: messenger RNA, 1402 nt
Organism: Sardina pilchardus (European sardine)
Lineage: Eukaryota; Metazoa; Chordata; Actinopteri; Clupeiformes; Clupeidae
Gene: ak6
Product: adenylate kinase 6
Exons: 5
Coding region: 172-696 (174 amino acids)
Cellular component (GO): nucleus; cytoplasm
Molecular function (GO): ATP hydrolysis activity; AMP kinase activity; ATP binding
Source: RefSeq, a predicted model, not a curated record